UUUCUCCAGUUUAAAUGAAUUUAAAUGCUUAAUUAACAAUUUGUAUACAUUAAUAUUAAAAAUAACAAUGAACUUCACACAACAACAUUGAAAUGACAUUUUAACAAUUCUGGAACAUUCUUGAAGUUUCCAACAAGACAUAACCUCAUAUAAAGUGAAUCACAACAACACACUUUCAAAUUGUUACCUUCAAAUCAAAGUGACAACUCGAAUCGAUUGUGAAUUUAAAAUCUCCCGUUAAACAAAACCAGUGCAAUACAUUAAAAUGCCCGGGACAACCGAAAACCGACUGGUCGGUCCAGUUGAGGGGACUGAAUCGAAAGGGGAAGUAAAUCCCUUACCACCACGACAACCGACCAGCCUUCAGGGCUUGUUGCGCUUCGCCAUGGAGGCGACGAAGUCGGAGGACGCGCCGAACGCAUCAAAUUUCGAACCAAUGGAUGAAGAAAGAAAGAAGUUUUUGGAAGACGCCCUAAAAUCGAUGACCAUAGACGUGAUAGAAGUGCUGCAGAAACAAAUACACAAAUUAAAAUUGGUCGGACAGUUAAAACCUGGUGACAACGUCGAGGAGUAUAUUGAAGCCAUCGAAACAAUUUCGGAUUAUGUUGACCACAUUGAUACCGCCAAUGAUUUUCAUAAAAUUGGAGGUUUCAUGAUCCUGGAACCAUGCAUUAAAUGCUCAGUGGCUGAAAUACGAGCAGGUGGUUGUGAAUUAAUUGCACUCUUAGCUCAAAACAACCCAUACUGCCAAAGAAUUUUUACGGAUAAUAAAUUCCUGUUGUACCUGAAGGAUAUUCUAAUGCAAGACAAAGACGUUUCUGUUAUUACCAAGGCGAUUUACGCCAUCAGUUGUAUAAUACGUGAAAACUAUGAAGGUUACACACAAUUCAUAGCGAUGAACGGCAUACAGUGUCUAUUAACGUGCAUGCAAACCACAAAGAACGAGAAAAUAAUCGUCAAAGCUGCAUUCUUGCUUUCAAAUCUGUGUAAAUCCUAUCCUCAAUUGAAGUUAGAAUUGAUGCAAAAGGACUGUUUCAAGCUCCUUAUUCCGAUUUUGGACGAGGAACGAAAUCAAGGACACGAAUUCGCUUUGGCACUUUUGGUCACCAUUUUAGAAGACAAUGAUUCAGGUGUUAAAGAAGUUCUGAAACCAGUCUACAAGUUUAAGGACAUGCUUUUGAAAUAUCGCAGCUCAAUUUUGAACAGAGAUGAGUGUUUGGAGGAGGAGCAGUAUGUUAGGAGAUUAUUGCAUUUAAUUGGAUAAUAUGAUAAUAAAUUGUUUGUUUUUAA
Molecule: messenger RNA, 1290 nt
Organism: Aethina tumida (small hive beetle)
Lineage: Eukaryota; Metazoa; Arthropoda; Insecta; Coleoptera; Nitidulidae
Exons: 3
Coding region: 266-1264 (332 amino acids)
Source: RefSeq, a predicted model, not a curated record